GCAACCUAUGAAAAAGCAUAAGUCAGAUUUUUAAAACAACAAUAUGAAUUUUUUCAAUCAAUAGUAUCUUUAGCAAAUUUUUUAGCAACGUGCCUCCUAGGUCUGCCCCUGUUGAUACAAACAACAUGCAGAAGACAGGACAUUAUUUUGCUGACUUUCUCUAGGCCUCUGUACAUUAUAGGCAAGUUCAGUUCAGUUCAGUUUUAUUUUAAAUUCCACUGGAUACAUACACUUAUUGCAAAUUAGAAAUAAUCCAAGCUUAAAAGUAUAAACAAUGUUAGAGGAAGUUAACUAAUAUAAAAACAUAACAGAGUAGCAGAGUAUAGAGGAGAAACAGUCUAGUAUUAUUUGAAGGAGGAAACUUUCUCAGUAGUUUAUUAUCUAAUCGAGGAGAAAGCACCCUCUAGUAAAUUAGAUGCGUUCUGUUUAGUUUGCAAGUGGUGAUUCUAGGUAUUUAUCUGGUCCAUAUUUUCUAAAUUCCAAAACUUGUUUGUCUCUUGAAAGCCAAUCACCACUUGUUUGACUUAUGCAAACAUCUUGUAAGCCAAUCAGAGUGUACUUCACCUCUGCAGUCUUUGGUGCGAGCAUAGGUGAUAUUUGAUUUAUCAAAUCAGAAGCUGAGCUUGCCUCUACAGCAGUACAACCAACCAAUAGAAAUAAGAGUUGACCUAUGCAAUUGUUUGUUGCAACCAAUGAAAUGGAAAUUGACACUGUUUCACCCCUGCUAAGCAACUAGCUAAGUUACUCAUCAUUGAAGUGUCUGUUCUGUAGUCCUGUGGUAUGACCACUGCAUACAGAAUAUGGAGUGUGCUUGUUCAAAUACUACCAGGGUCAGGCAGCUCAGAGGGUUUUUCUUUAAAUUGUAGAUAAAUUUUGUCUUCUCUUUGUGAAUCUUUUCCUUAGAAUUCCUUUUUGGAACCCCUAAUUAAUAUCAACUUAAAAAUCUAGUAGAGCUACACCUUGAAUUGAAGUCUGUGUUCUUCUGAAAGAGGGGACAGACAAAUAAGAUUUAAUCUAAAGCACACAUUUCAUAGAAGCUUGAAAAGACAUUGCCCCCUUAAAAGAUAAAAUUUAAAAACCCUGGAAUUGACAAAGUCAGACAAAAAACUUUGCCAAAAUCAACAAAGAAUAAGGUAUCUUAUGUUAUAUUUUUUAUAUUGUAUUAUCUUCUAACCCAUAUUGCUUAUAACCCAGGGAGAUUCAAUGGGGGGCACCAGGGGCAAAUGCAUCUGUUACUUUUAGGAAAAUGCCCCUUUUCCUAGAGUUUUUCUUUUCAGACUUUCAGAAAAGUUGCUUUUUUCAGUGGCAUAGUGCCCUUUCUUACAGGUCCCUUCCAGCUAUGGAAAUGGUUCUGGCAAGAUUUAUUUUUACCAAUUUAGUGCCUAAAAAUUUUUUGAAGUAUUGAAACUCUGGUAAUCACAAUGAUAAUGGCAAUUCAGUUCCACUUUGUAUGUAAAAUUUCACAACAAUUUUCACUCUAUAUGAAUUUUAGCAGCCUUUUGACAGAAAGUUACAAUUAAUUACCUCAAGUGCUAGGGCCAUUCCCUUGAGCGCUGGGGCAAGAAAAGAAAAGACUGUAUUUUUGAUUUAAUACGUAGAAGUCUUUUGUUUUUUAUUGUAUGGAAUAAGUACUCUAAAUCUGGAUUUGCAAUAUUCUUUGGUCUCUAGGGAUUAGUAAAAGUCAUUUUGUUAUGCAAAAGAUUAACUAAUAAUCUUGCCACAAUCAGAUUAAUUUAUUUUCUGUGGGAUUUUCAGCAUAUAGUUUGUUGUGCUUGAUAUCAUGACUACAUAAUUGCUUUGUAAAUUAAAGAAAUUUGCACCUGAACAACUGCUACACUGCAAAAUUAUUGAAAUGGGAGGACUGUUAUCAAAUCAAGCAUUGGCUGAACCAAUUGAGAAAAGUGAAACUGGAAGAGACGAUGCGAAGAAAGGAGCUGACAUGGAAACGCUUGCACAAGGAGAGGAAGUUGAUAUUGAUUUGGAUGACCCUUCGACAGCGGAUGCAGCACUAAAGAUUCAAGCUGUUUUUAGAGGGCAUAAAUCAAGGCAAGUGGAAAAGCAAAAGCAAAAAGAGGACGAGGCAGCGGUGAAAAUACAAGCGGGAUUCAGGGGGCACCAGGUGAGGAAAAGCAUGAAGGAUCUCCAAUCUGGUGAGGAAGGAGAAGAGAAGCAGGCUACGGUCGAAGAUUCAAAGGAAUUUGUAGAGAAAGUUACUGAAAACGAAACAGCUGAAGAAACGAAGGAUUUUGAGGAUCCUAAGUACGGGGAGGCAGCCACUAAAAUACAGGCAGGCUUCAGGGGCUUUAAAACAAGAGAGGAACUGAAAGGAAGAUUGUCCAAAGACAAAUUGGCAGAAGAGCCUGCGGAGCAAGUUGAUGGAGAGGAAAGUGGAGCAGCGAAAGAGGAGGAGGCUGCAGCUGUUAAGAUUCAAGCAAGUUUUAGAGGACAUAAAGCAAGGAAGGAAGUUGAAACGAUGAAGGCAACGCAAAGCGAUGAAAGUGUAGCAAAAGAAGCCGAUAGUUUGCAAGAUGAUGAUCUUGAUGUAAAUGCAAGCGAAGAGGCAGCGACCAAGAUACAGGCUGGCUAUCGGGGAUUCGUAGCAAGGAAACAAGUUGAGGCCUUGAAAGCAUCAAAGACCUCUGAAGAUCAUAUACAAGACGAUGUGGACAUGGAAGCCAAGAAAAGCGAGGAAGCGGCGGUGAAGAUCCAAGCAGGCUAUCGUGGGUAUGUCGCAAGGAAAGAAGUUGAGGCAAUGAAAGAUCCCAAAACCCAAGAAGACUCCGAAGAUAUUGAAAAUGAUAUGGAAGUCAAAAGGAGUGAAGAUGCAGCAGUAAAGAUUCAAGCAGGAUUCCGUGGAUUCGUUGCAAGAAAAGAAGUCGAGGCGAUCAAGGCCUCGAAAAGUCAAGAAGCGUCUGCUGAAAAGACAGAUGAUGAACCUACCAAAGAUGACUCAGAAGCGACAGGUGAAAAGAUAGAGGAAAAUGACGAUGUUGAUCAAGAAAAGGCUGCAGUUAAAAUUCAGGCCUCUUACCGAGGUUACAAAACAAGAGCGAGUCUAAAAUCAGACUCACUUCCAAAACUCUCUGAAAAAGACGAGUCUGUUACCAAGGAUACAAAUGACAAUAUUCAAGAAGAAGAUGGUGAAGCUGAAGCAUAGGACAUUGUAGCAUGUUAAUGUACAUAUCUCCUGUAAAGAACCAUAUGAUAUGUUGUCAUUGCUGUCUGAAGUGAAUUUAGGUCCAACAGCAUACUUGGGGUCAACAUUAAGUACUAAUAAGCAGUAGCAUUUUAUUUUUACCUAAUGCAACACGGUAAGGCUGCGAAUCUUUUAGGAUGCUCCCAGUUAAAGAAUGAAAGCAAAAUUUUUUCUUUUCUAAUGGAGCCGUUUCCCUGUGGAAUUUAGAUUGCUGCCUGCUCUAAGAGGGAGAUGUUAGAUUCAAUCUUGCAGCUAUGGCAAGACGUGUUUUCUUAUAAUGAAGUAAGUCUGCAAUAUAAAUUGAAAGCUCCCAUUGGUAAAUAUGUUUAAAGUUAGUCAAAACAAGGAUGGUCUGUUACUUAAUGAACUGUUAUUACUGUAUUUGAGAUAAAUUACAUGACUUGAUAAGGAAAAUGUUUUCUUGUUUUGGAGAGUUUGUAUUAAGUGUGUAUACUUCGCAACCUCGCUUUGGCUUUUAAAAUAUCUAGUCUCCUCAAUUACAAAACGAUUAGUACGUGUUUUUUGCUUGAAACAUGAAUUAAUUUGAUGUUAUAAUUAUUUUUAAAGUUGUAAAUUCAU
This is a messenger RNA of Rhopilema esculentum, 3775 nucleotides long. RefSeq lists its product as uncharacterized. Lineage: Eukaryota; Metazoa; Cnidaria; Scyphozoa; Rhizostomeae; Rhizostomatidae. The record is from RefSeq and is a predicted model, not a curated record. Gene Ontology annotation, molecular function: calmodulin binding.